CAUCACUAACUCACACACCAAAUUGAAGCAACUAAGAGUAGCAUUCUAAGAGUCUCUUAGUAGCUUCCAACAUCUUAAUUUCUCAAUGGCUUCCAAGGCUGCUAUUCUCCUCACUCUCAACAUUCUCUUCUUUACAGUGGUCAGCUCCAGCUAUGUUCCAUGUCCUCCACCCCCGAAGGGUCACAAAACCCCACCCUCCACACCAGUCCCAAACCCACCCUCCACAAAACCACCCUCCACAAAGCAGCCUAGUUGCCCUAGGGACACCAUCAAGUUGGGUGUGUGUGCUGAUGUGUUGGGUUUGAUCAAUGUGCAGCUUGGAAAGCCACCAAAGACCCCAUGCUGCUCCCUCCUUCAGGGUCUUGCUGAUCUUGAAGCUGCUGUGUGCCUUUGCACUGCUCUUAGAGCUAAUGUCCUUGGAAUCAACCUCAACAUCCCCAUCAACUUGAGCUUGAUCCUCAACUACUGUGGAAAGGGUGUACCUAAGGGAUUCGUGUGCUCUUAAUUAAACAAACACGUCCUAGCUUUCAUCAUGGUGUCUGCUUUUUAUUAAUACUUUGAUAAUAUUUUCCUCCUUCUCAUAUAUACUUUGCCAAUGAAAUGAACAUGUUGUUCAUAUUUGAUUAUUGUCAUUAUUAUUAUAUUUGUAGUGAUGGUUGGAACUUGAAGGCUGCUUGUCUUCCUUCUUAGCCUCACUAGUGUUUUGUAUUGAUCUAAGUAAAAGUUCUAUCAAUAUAUAAAAGUCUCUGUUUAAGGAAA
Molecule: messenger RNA, 759 nt
Organism: Lotus japonicus
Lineage: Eukaryota; Viridiplantae; Streptophyta; Magnoliopsida; Fabales; Fabaceae
Product: 14 kDa proline-rich protein DC2.15-like
Exons: 1
Coding region: 86-505 (139 amino acids)
Source: RefSeq, a predicted model, not a curated record